Messenger RNA from Nerophis ophidion (straightnose pipefish), 4434 nucleotides. RefSeq names its product GTPase IMAP family member 8. The record is from RefSeq and is a predicted model, not a curated record. Lineage: Eukaryota; Metazoa; Chordata; Actinopteri; Syngnathiformes; Syngnathidae. Bases 1 to 2634 code for a protein of 877 amino acids. Gene Ontology annotation, molecular function: GTP binding. The transcript has 5 exons.
AUGGCGACCAGCGAGCUGUCGGCAGCGGACGGCUGGUGUCCGCCACAGUUGAAGAUCGUGCUUCUGGGAGGCAGGAACUCAGGGAAGAGCUCCUUAGGAAACCUCCUGCUGGGCAAAGAGGAGUUUGCCACCAAGGAGAGGACCACAUGCUCCAGGAGGCUGUCCCAAGUGGGGCGAUGCUGGCUGACAGUGGUGGACACCCCCGGCUGGUGGUGCGACUUUACCGCAGCUGAGACCACCCGGCUGGUGGGGAGCGAGAUCCAGGCCAGUGUCCUUCUCUGCGCCCCCGGUCCGCACGUCUUCCUGGUCGCGGUCAAGUCUGGCUCGAACUUCACUGAGAGGCGUCGCCGGGCCCUGGAGGAGCAUUUGGGUCUCCUGGGAGAGGGGGUCUGGACUCACUGCCUGGUGGUCUUCACCUCCACGGACAAGGAGAGGCAAGGGGUCGCGGAGGGGGCCGGGGUACGCUGGCUGGAGGACAAAUGUGGACAAAGAUGUCUCAGCUUGAGCCGUGGAUGUGACGCUUCAGAGCUGGUGGAGAACAUCCAGAGACUGGUCGCGGGAAACGGAAACAGAGUCUUCAAAAUGACGGAGGGCGUCUGCAAGGCCAUCGCGGACCAGAAGAGACGAGUGGAGGAGGACGCCCACGCCAGGUUUCUGAUGAUGAAGACUCAGAGGUCCGUCAUGAGAGACCGGGUGCGUCCUCUCACUGAUGUCCGGAUUGUUCUUCUUGGAGCCAAAGGUUCCGGAAAGACGUCAGCGCUCAACACGAUCCUGGGCCGGGAGGAGCAGGUGUUGUCGGGGAGAACGUCCAGCUGUGCGGUGGAAAGAGGCGUGGCCUUCGGGAGACGGGUGACGGUGGUGGACACGCCCGGCUGGUGGAUGAACUACUUCAGCGACGAGAGCGCCGUAUUCGAUCGGAGACAAAUCCAGCUGGGUCCGUCCUUGUGUCCCCCCGGUCCCCACGUCUUCCUGCUGGUGGUCCGCAUGGACCGGGCCUUCUCCGAGACCUACGAGAGGGCGGCCGAGGAGCACCUGGAGCUGCUGGGCGGGGACGUCUGGAGGCGCGUCAUGGUGCUGUUCAGCUUCGGCGACUGUCUGGGCGGGACCACCGUCGAGACGCACAUCGAGAGCGAGGGCGAGCCCCUGCGCCGGCUGGUGGAGCGCUGCGGGAACCGCUACCACGUCCUCAACAGCAGGACCCGAGGAGACGGCUUCCAGGUGAGGGAGCUGGUCGGGAAGAUGGAGGAGGUGGUGGCGGGCUGCGGCGGCCGGCAUCAUGAAGAGGACCCGACGCGUGUGACCCGGCUGGAGAGGACGAUGAACGCUGACAGGACGAGGGCCCGGCACAGACUGAUGAGGAGGACGGCGGCCGGCGUGCUCCCCGAUAAACUUGCCCCCGUCCACCAACAUGGGCUUGUGGAUGUUUCAGAGAAGCUCCGCCCCCUCAGAGAAGUCACCUUGCUGCUGGUCAGCGACAGGAAGACGGGCAAGAGCUGCUGCGGAAACACCAUCCUGGGCGAAGACCGCUUCCCCGCCGACCGCCGGACUACUUCCUGCACCGAGGAACGAGGCAGGAUAGGUGACAGAAUGGUGAGGGUGGUCGACACGCCCGCCGGCUUCCGCGUGACCCCGGACCUCCUGAGGGCGCCCUGCGCUGUACUGCUGGUGGUCAACGCCAGCGCCUCGUUCUCCGAGCACCGAGGCGACGCGCUGGAGGCUCAGCUGGAAGGGGGCGGGGACUCGGCCUGGGGCAGGGCGCUGGUCCUGUUCAGCCACGGUGACUGGCUGGGGGACGCCGGCAUCGAAGAACGCAUCGAGAGCGAGGGUGCGGCGCUGCGCAGGCUGGUGGACAGGUGCGGGAAUAGGUACCACGUGCUGGACAGCAAGCGGCGGGGGGACGGUGGGCAGGUGGUUCGGCUGAUGACGCAGGUGGACGAGAUGAUGGCGGCUUCUCGUCACGACAGGACACCGCCGUCCACUGCACGCCCGCACACAAUCGGCAGGAAGGAUCCACGUUUGAUGCCGAGCAAGGAGCAGCAGCCUUCACAUGACGUCGUUGCAGCGUCCACGAGUCCAUCAGUCAGUCAGACAGCAGACGACGAACAAGUGGGUCUUCAGGACGCAGGACGCCAAAGAGGAGAGAAGGGCGUCGCUGUGUGGACCGGAGACAACGUCACUUCCUGUUUGCUCGCCAUGUUGGCAGGCGCAGACAGGCCGAGGCCCAGAGAAGGACAAAGGUUAACGGUUCCAUUCCCAGAGUAUCUUCAGGCUGAGCGCUCACCCAGACUUCCCAUGAUGCUCCUGGUGUGGCAUCAAGCUCACCUACAGAUGCUCUCAGGCGGGAACGGCAGCUUUGAGCGCUCGCUCUGCAGUCGGCGGUACGUCCAGCGCGGCGGCGACCGCGGCCUGGACGAGCUGGAGGCAUUCAUCGACCGCUACUUCGACACGCUGCGGGAGCCGGUGCAAUCAAGUGACGCCGGGGCGGACCUGCUCUCCUCCAUUGACAAAAAACUGUGCAAACUGGACCUCCUGGAGGACAUCAGGGUGGACCUGGCCGAGGUGAGGAGGAGUUUGGAGCACAGCUGGACGCUCAUCCAGGACCUGAGACGCAAACACAAGAGUUCCCAACAUUAGGCACACAUUCAGCCAACAAUAUUAUUUUCAUCUUAAAGGCCUACUGAAAUGAGAUGUUCUUAUUUAAACGGGAAUAGCAGGUCGAUUCUAUGUGUCAUACUUGAUCAUUUCGCGAUAUUGCCAUAUUUUUGCUGAAAGGAUUUAGUAGAGAACAUCCACGAUAAAGUUCGCAACUUUUGGUCGCCUUGACUUUACCGAAAGUAGCAGACGAUGUGCGCGUGACAUCACGGGUUGUAGGGCUCCUCACAUCCUCACAUUGUUUACAAUCAUAGCCAGCAGCAGCAAGAGCUAUUCGGACCGAGAAAGCGACAAAUUCCCCAUUAAUUUGAGCGAGGAUGAAAGAUUCGUGGAUGAAGAAAUUUAGAGUGAAGGACUAGAAAAAGAAAGAAAAAAAAGACGAUUGCGGUGGGAGUGAUUCAGAUGUAAUUAGACACAUUUACUAGGAUAAUUCUGGAAAAUCCCUUAUCUGCCUAUUGUGUUGCUAGUGUUUUAGUAAGAUUAAAUAGUACCUGAAAGUCGGAGGGCUGUGGCCACGGGUGUGUUGACGCCAGAGUCUCUGAGGGAAGUCACGGCAGCUGCAGCAGGACGGAAGCUCCGCUGAUGUCGCCGGUAAGAUGCGACUUGUUACCGCAAUUUUAUCACCGAAAACUGCCUGUUGACAUGUAGUCGGAAUCCAUGUUCGCUUGACCGCUCUAAUCCAUAGUAAAGCUUCAUCAUCGGGAAUUUUAAACAUGGAAACCCCGGCUGUGUUUUUGUGGCUAAAGGCUAAAAGCUUCCCACCUCCAUCUUUCUACUUUGACUUCUCCAUUAUUAAAUGAACAAAUUGGAAAAGAUUCAGCCACACAGAUGUCCAGAAUACUGUGUAAUUAUGUGGUUAAAGCAGACUACUUAUAGCUUGGAUCGGGCUGAAAAAUAAUGUCUGCUACAACCGGUGACGUCAAACGCACGCGUCAUCAUACCGCGACGUUUUCAACAGGACACUUUGCGGGAAAUUUAAAAUUGCAAUUUAGUAAACUAAAAAGGCCGUAUUGGGAUGUGUUGCAAUGUUAAUAUUUCAUCAUUGAUAUAUAAACUAUCAGACUGUGUGGUCGGUAGUAGUGGGUUUCAGUUAAAGCCCUACUGAAACAUGGCAAACAUAUGGCAAUAUCGCAAAAUAAUCAAGUAUGACACAAAGAAUGGACCUGCUCUCCCUGUUUAAAUAAGAAAAUCUAAUUUCAGUAGGCCUUUAAACGUAACUGUAAGCGUCAUUGACUUUGCUAACAACUCACACGUUCAUCCACCAGAGGGCGCUGUUGCACCAAAUGUGCUCAACGCGCUUCAGCUUGAAGACGUCAUGAACUUAAUUUCUGCUACAUCUGGUGUCGUUUUUACAAUCACGACGACAAAGAAAAAUUAACAUGUGUUGUGAAUAAGAGACAGGAAGUGGUCCCUUUAACGUCGCACACAGUUAGAAUAGAAAUAUAAAAAUGAUCUGAACAAAAUCACACUUAAAUAAAGUCUAUUCUUUCCACUGUGCUUUAUUCCCAAGUAGUGCUGACACUAACUACCUUAUAUUGGUGGUGUAAAACAACAACAACCAAUGUUUUGUUUUGUUUUGUUUGUUUUUCCAAUUAUUAAAUAAUAUGGCUUUUAUACACGUACGCAUGUCUACAAACCCAAAAGCAUCUCCAUGGAACAAUUUGCCGUCAUACUGUUGUUAAAUUGAGGCCCUAAGCUAGGAGUGUCCAAAGUGCGGCCCGCAGGUCAUUUUUUAACGGCCCUACGGCACAUUUUAAAAAUACAAUGGAAAAAAAUUAAAAA